AUUUAUAACACAUUGAUGUCGUUGGACGUUGUUUUAGGGUUACCUCAAAUCCACCUUUUAAUUAAUUAUACUUUAACUACACGCUGACAAAUUCUAGCAUCCAAUGAUAAGAAUAUAAUGUUUUCGCCGGGUUUAAUAAAACUAUAGUUAUUUCACAGGUUUGACCAUUUUAAUAUUUGACCGCAGUUUAACCGUUAGAAUUGCUCCCUCUAGUGGACAGCGUAGGUCAGGACACAGCGGUUUCCUCAGGACAACAUCAUCCACCUCCUCCUCUUCUUCUUAACCCGAGGAACUGUGUCUCUGAUGUUCCCACGUUUGUCAACUUUAACGUGACUGUUCUUUAGACAUGGACAUCAUUCAUAGAAACGGCAUUUGGAUGGCGGAAACUCUCCAGCAGGGGACGAAGAGUUAUGAAAACUUCUGGCUUGUCUUGUCACAUCUGGGAGAUCCAAAAGCUGCAUUUCUUCUUGUCUUUCCUUUCACGUAUUUCAUCAGCAAACGAGUGGGCAUUGCGGUGGUUUGGGUGGCAGCUAUUUCCGAGUGGCUCAACGUGGUGUUCAAAUGGAUGCUGUUUGGAGAACGCCCAUUUUGGUGGAUCGGUGAAAACGAGCUCAUAACCAAAGUGCACCAGUUUCCCUCCACCUGUGAGACUGGGCCAGGUAGCCCAUCAGGUCAUGCAAUGAUCACUGCUGCCGUCUGGUGGGUUGUGAUUACUGCAGUGAGCAAGUUCAUUUACGCGAAGACCAACAGUGUUGUACUCACAUCUGUCCCGUACCUGCUCUAUGCCGCUUUGCUCGUUGUCGUUGGACUCUCCAGGAUUUACAUUCUGGCUCAUUUUCCUCAUCAGGUUUUCGCUGGAGCCUUUACAGGCGUGAUCCUUGGAGUUGUUCUGGGUAAAACCAUUCCUGAAGGGCGCCCCCUGCUGUUUUUCUUCAAAAUGAGCUUUGGUCUUCUGAUAAGUGCCGUCCUGAUUAAUCUUGCACUGCAGGAGAUAGGAAUUAACCUCUCUUGGUCUAUUGCUCUGGCUAAGAAGUGGUGUAGUCGCCCAGAGUGGAUCAGACUGGACACCGCCCCCUUCUCGUCUAUAACCCGGGACUGUGGGGCUCUGCUGGGCUUGGGACUGGCACAAAGCUGGAGGCCAGCGGGGUUUUCUAUGCCUUUAGCCCCCCGAGCUUUGUCCUUGGCCUUCUCCUCUAUGGGGUUGUACCAUGUUCACCGCCUGCCCCUGCCCGUCAAACCACAGCUCCUCUUCUAUAGUCUUUUCUUUGUUAAGUUUGUGAUUGUGCCUCCACUGGUCAUGGUACUAGUGCCUGGAGCAGUCCACUUUUUCACAAACAAAAGAAAGAGAGAUUAGAUGCAAAAAAAAACAACAACUAAAAAGCAUUGUACUGGUUCUUAUUGGUACUCGUUUUUUAAGUUGAUAUAAUUUCAAUACUACAGUUGUUUGUGUUUACACUGAUUUUCAGUUCAGGGUUCAUUUUGUUAGAAUUCAUUCCAUGUGCUGCCUGCAAUCAGUGAGAAUACAUUGUGAGAUGUUUACUUUCCUCAGUGAAUGUUAUGUGUUUUAAAUCAAGUAUUUUUGCACUACUCAGUGUCUUUAGAUACAGUUAGAGCUGAAAAUUAUAUGCUUUUCCAAUAUUGUGACGUGACUGUGAAAACAGCGCCAUCUAUUGUUUGUCAACCCACAGCUCAACGGUUGCACUUUAUACAAAACACUGUAACAGCAUUCCAUGAUUUAAGAAUGAUUUUAAAGAUUAAUGCUGAGCGAGUGGAUCAUAUUUGUGUUCAAAAUCCUAUUUUACCAAAUGUGUUCGAAUGAAAUAUAAAGCCUGUAUUUUGUUACUUAAUAAAUUAAUAAAACGCA
Molecule: messenger RNA, 1864 nt
Organism: Boleophthalmus pectinirostris (great blue-spotted mudskipper)
Lineage: Eukaryota; Metazoa; Chordata; Actinopteri; Gobiiformes; Gobiidae
Gene: g6pc3
Product: glucose-6-phosphatase catalytic subunit 3
Exons: 6
Coding region: 347-1354 (335 amino acids)
Biological process (GO): glucose 6-phosphate metabolic process; gluconeogenesis
Cellular component (GO): membrane
Molecular function (GO): glucose-6-phosphatase activity
Source: RefSeq, a predicted model, not a curated record